UUACCGCAAAAACAGCUGUGUAACUGUAGAGUGCAUUGGGUUCUUACGAUUUUGUUAUUUAAUAAUUGUGAAAUGUGCAAUUUAAUAAAUUAAAGUAAGGAAAUGCAAGCGCUGAGAAGUACUCGCCCCUGGAGAGGGGCAUAUUGGAGUAGUUGGCGGCGUCUGCUCACCCAAAGCUGCACGGGAACUGAGAACUUGGAGUUAACUAACGAUGUUAAGCACCGGAUUGAAGCUCACUGGCGGGAGCAGCUCGCGGGAGGGCAGUUCAACCCCCGGGACUCGCAGGACAAGUACUACGUGCUCUCCAUGUUCCCCUAUCCCUCGGGCAAUCUCCACAUGGGCCAUGUGCGCGUCUACACCAUUGCCGAUUCGGUGGCUCGUUUCCAGCGGAUGUGCGGCAAGAAUGUGUUCCAACCCAUGGGUUGGGAUUCCUUUGGCCUGCCCGCGGAGAAUGCCGCCAACCAGCGGGGCGUAGAGCCCGCCUCCUGGACGGAGCAGAACAUCGCACAGAUGAAGGAGCAACUCAGACGACUGGACUGCUCCUUCGACUGGAACCACGAGCUGUCCACCUGCAGUCCGCAGUACUACAAGUGGACGCAGCACCUGUUCCUCAUGCUGCACCGCCAUGGGCUGGCCUACCAGAACGAGGCCCUCGUCAACUGGGAUCCCGUGGACCAGACGGUGCUGGCCGACGAGCAGGUGGACGCCAAUGGCUGCUCCUGGCGCUCGGGGGCCAAAGUGGAGAAGAAACUCCUCAGGCAGUGGUUCAUCCGGACGAGUGCCUAUGCCAAACAGUUGCUCGAUGGCCUGGAGGAUCCCACGCUGCGCGAUUGGCGCGAUAUAAUCAACCUGCAGCGCCAUUGGAUCGGAGAAUGCGAUGGCUAUGCCUUCAACCUGCUCACCUCCGCCUCUGGGCUUCUACGGGUGUGGACUGCCCAUCCGGAGCACUUGAAGGAUCCCCAUGCAUUCCUUGUCCUGCGCAGCAAUCACCACCUGUCGAAGCUCGAGGAUGCGGGCAGUCUCACUGCGGAGAAUCCCUUUGCGGGCACCACACUUCCCGUGAUCUUCGGCGACGAGGUAACCUUCCCGCCAAAGUGCGAUGUUUAUCUAGCAGCCCCUAGUUUCCGCGGCGAAGACAAGGAGCUGUGGGAGUCGCAUGGCCUGGCCUUCACCUCAUCCUGCAAGGAGGAAGACGGCGUGAGUCCAGCCAACUGGGAGCUGCUGAGGAAGGAGGUGCUUCAGGCAGCCACUCGCCUCAAUGUGGGCGGCUAUCGGGUGUCCUCCAAGCUGCAGGAUUGGCUGAUCUCACGCCAGCGCUACUGGGGCACUCCAAUUCCCAUUGUGCACUGCGCCAAGUGCGGAGCAGUUCCUGUGCCCGAGGAGCAGCUGCCGGUCUCCCUGCCACCAAAGGAUUCCCCCAAAGAAGCCUUCCUCUGCGAGUGCCCCAAGUGCGGGGAUAAGGAGGCGCGAAGAGAGACGGAUACAAUGGACACCUUUGUGGACAGCUCCUGGUACUACCUGCGUUAUCUGGAUGCCCAGAACUCCGAGCGCAUAUUCGAUCCCGCGCUGGCCAACAAGUUCAUGCCCGUGGACCUGUACAUCGGCGGUAAAGAGCACGCCGUGCUGCAUCUCUACUAUGCCCGCUUCAUGAACCACUUCCUGCACAGCUGCGGCCUCUCGCCCACCAGCGAACCCUUCUCCCGCCUGCUGGUCCAGGGCAUGGUCAUGGGACGCUCCUUCCGGGUGAAGGGCAGCGGACGGUAUGUGCCCGAAGCGGAAGUGGAAAUUGUGAACGCCAAGAAGAACCAGGCAGUGUUGAAGGAAACCAAAGAGCCCGUCGUCAUGACCUGGGAGAAGAUGUCCAAGUCGAAGCUGAAUGGCGUGGAGCCCAGCGAUAUGUUCAAUGAAUAUGGAACGGACACAACGAGACUGAUCAUCCUGGCCGAUGUGGCGCCCACCUCGCAUCGCAACUGGUCCAGUGCAACAUUUCCUGGCAUUCUCAACUGGCAAAAGCGUCUUUGGCUGACCCUGCAGGAUUUCCAAGAGGCUCGCGAGGAUCAAACGCCCUCGGAUGUGGUGGCCACCAGCGAGGAGUUUCUGGCCGAGGACGCCAAGCUCUUCGAUGCCCGCAACUUUUAUGUCAAAGGAGCCACGUUUAACUACCGCCAUGCGCAUCAACUCAGUGUGGCUAUCUCUAAAAUGCAGGGAUUGACCAAUUCCCUUAGGCGCACACCUAAGCAUGUCCUGCGGCAUGGAAAGCAAUUUGAGCGGGCUCUGGCUGCCCAGAUCAUCAUGCUGGCGCCCAUGGCUCCGCACUUUGCCUCCGAGCUGUGGUCCAAGUUUGUGACCAUACCGGGUCGACUGAAUCCCGCCAGCCAGGAACUGCAGUGGAGCGAAGACGUGUUGACCCAACGCUGGCCAGACAUCGAUGCCGCCUACAAUCUGGACCUUAGCAUCAAAGUAAAUGGCUUCGAGAACUGUGUGAUCAAAGUGCAGCGAACGCACCUGGACAAGGUGACGCACAGCGAUGCCCUGGACAUUGCCUUCAACACGGAAUCGGUGACGUCGUACCUAAUUGACAAGAAAAUACGGAACACCAACUUUGUGCUCUAUCCGGGCAUUGAGGCCAUCUUGAACAUCCAUGUGGACAAGGCGCAGAAGGCACAGAAACCGGCUACCAGCGGUGAGGAUGAGGAGGCUCAGCCUAGGGCAUAGGACAGUAUGGCUAGAUUUUUAGUCUUAAAGUAUCCUAGGAGUGCAUAGAAAUCGUUCGAUUAGUUUAAGUAAUAUCUGCCUAAGUCAGAUAGUGAAAUGGCUUAAAGUACUUGACUUUUAACUUUACACUCCCACGAUACUUUAAACUAUUUAAAAGUCCAACAAAUGAACCCACUUAUGGUGCUUAAACCAAACGGAUUACGGAGUAAUGCAUUUCCGGUGUUGGCCAGAAAGACGCCAUCCCAGAUUGGUAGUUUUGAGUCAUGUUUAAUGUUAAAUAUUUAUAAAAAUUGGACUAGUUGUAAGCAGCUGCUUUACAGGAUUGGUAAAUGCCUAGGAUCGUAGGAAUAUAAUGGUUGCUCUAUCUGUGCGCCGCUAUCUAAAA
Drosophila elegans is the source of this 3100-nucleotide messenger RNA. RefSeq names its product probable leucine--tRNA ligase, mitochondrial (gene LeuRS-m). The record is from RefSeq and is a predicted model, not a curated record. Bases 103 to 2715 code for a protein of 870 amino acids. The transcript has 4 exons. Gene Ontology annotation, biological process: mitochondrial translation; leucyl-tRNA aminoacylation. Lineage: Eukaryota; Metazoa; Arthropoda; Insecta; Diptera; Drosophilidae. Gene Ontology annotation, cellular component: mitochondrion. Gene Ontology annotation, molecular function: ATP binding; leucine-tRNA ligase activity.